Messenger RNA from Rhododendron vialii, 1613 nucleotides. Its product is annotated as triacylglycerol lipase 2. The record is from RefSeq and is a predicted model, not a curated record. The transcript has 9 exons. Gene Ontology annotation, biological process: lipid metabolic process. NCBI's taxonomy places the organism in Eukaryota, Viridiplantae, Streptophyta, Magnoliopsida, Ericales, Ericaceae. The coding region runs from base 117 to 1370 and encodes 417 amino acids. Gene Ontology annotation, molecular function: hydrolase activity, acting on ester bonds.
UACUGCUGCCACUCUCUCCCUAUAAAUAAAUACAUUCCUCUUGUUCUUCAAAGAACACCUCAGGAAAAUAAUACUACUACAUAUUAGACCCUUCUUCAUAAACCCGAUCACUAGGAAUGGCUCUCCAUGGCUCACUGACCUCGGCUGCGUUGAUGAGCUUGUUUGCCUUCCUUUUGGUGAUCACUGGGCCAUAUCUAGCAUUGGGUUCGAGCCGGGGGGGUCCUUCUGGCUUGACCGGUAAUGCCGUCAUCCCGCCGUCACCGGCUGGUAUUUGCGCUGCUGCGGUUGCUGUACAUGGGUACAAAUGCCAGGAGUUUGACGUUAGAACAGAUGAUGGGUAUAUAUUAAGCGUGCAGAGGAUCCCAGAAGGUAGGGUAGGAGGUGGUGGGAAGACGAAGAAGCAGCCAGUAUUAUUGCAGCAUGGGGUUCUUGUGGAUGGAAUGUCGUGGCUGCUAAAUUCUCCGGAUGAGUCUCUGGCGUUUAUCUUGGCUAAUAACGGGUUCGAUGUAUGGAUCUCGAACAUCAGAGGGACCAGAUUCAGCCGCCGACACGCCACCCUCAAUGCUAACGAUCCGGAAUUUUGGAAUUGGACAUGGGAUGAUUUGGUGAUGCACGACCUACCCUCCGUUAUUGAUUUUGUGUUCAAACAAACAGGGCAGAAGAUCAAUUAUGUUGGCCACUCCAUGGGAACUUUGAUAGCAUUGGCAUCAUUCUCGGAAGGGAAACAAGUAGACAAGGUGAAAUCGGCAGCUUUGCUAAGCCCAAUUGCUUACUUGAGCCACAUGACCACUGCACUUGGUGUUGUUGCUGCCAGAACCUUUGUUGGGGAGAUCACGAAGUUGUUCGGGCUUGCAGAAUUCAACCCCAAAGGAGCACCUGUAGCCAACUUACUCAAGGCUCUAUGUGCUCAACCGGGAGUCGACUGUUAUGACUUGAUGGCCGCACUUACAGGGAAAAACUGUUGUCUGAAUUCCUCCACGGUGGAGCUCUUCCUGAAGAAUGAGCCUCAAUCUACUGCAACCAAGAACAUGAUCCAUCUUGCUCAAACUGUUCGAGACGGAAUUUUGUCCAAAUACGACUACGGAAACGGGAACUAUAACUUGGAGCAUUACGGCGAAUCAAGGCCGCCGGUCUACAACCUCACCAACAUCCCUCACAACCUUCCCCUGUUUCUCAGCUACGGAGGCCAAGACGCGCUUUCUGACGUGAGAGAUGUGCAGACUUUGCUCGACAGCUUAAAAUUACACGAGCCUGAUAAGAUAAGCAUUCAGUACGUCAAGGACUUUGCUCAUGCGGAUUUCAUCAUGGGAGUGACUGCUAAGGAUGUUGUGUUUCCUCAAGUUAUCGAGUUUUUCAGACACCAACUGUGAUCAGUGAUCGAUUGGCCUCAAUUCUACUACUAAUGUAUUGCCAUAUAUAACAAAAUCUUAUUGCAUUUUUAUGUUACUUGUUAACUGUGACACUCGGGAACCGAAUCGCGGCACAUAUUUGAGUCGCUGAAAUAGUAUUUACGCACAAAAAAGAAGAAGAUUAAGAUCGGAUCUCUUUGGUUCUUAAAAAGAAACUUGACGGUCGUAUUGAGGCAUUUUGUAAGCAUGGGAUGGGCUUACAUU